Messenger RNA from Penicillium samsonianum, 1023 nucleotides. RefSeq lists its product as uncharacterized. NCBI's taxonomy places the organism in Eukaryota, Fungi, Ascomycota, Eurotiomycetes, Eurotiales, Aspergillaceae. The transcript has 2 exons. Bases 1 to 1023 code for a protein of 340 amino acids. The record is from RefSeq and is a predicted model, not a curated record.
AUGAGACCCAGUGAAGUUGUCAUCGACGCGAUCAAGCCAGUGGCACAGUACGUGAAAGUAAUUGCGCGAGUGAUUAAGGGGAAUCUUAAGCGUAUUUUGGCUCUGAUCCGCCUAUAUGGACUCUCUGGGAUGCUUGUGGCAUUUUGCGGAAGUUCGAAUGUUUGGCAAGUUGAAGCCAAGGUCAUUGGUGAGCUAGACGACGAUCAAGCAAUUGAGUUCAGGAAGUCUGUACAAGACGAAUGUUCUAUGAUAGCAGUAGCGGCUGCGCUUGUUGCUCAGAUAGCGAUUACCUCACUAUCUUUGAGUGAUCUUAGCAAAACUCACUGGGUUGCUCGUGGAUUAUUUGCGCUUAGCUUGAUAUCGUCCCUGAGUGCCGUCACCUGUGCAGCUACUCAGCAUAUCGUUAUGACACCUCUCUUGUCCGGGGAUCAAAUUCGGGCGUGGAUCAGGGGAGGUAAUGUUACUACAUAUCUUGACCCGGUCACAUUAUUUUGUGCUCUUUUUGAGUCGAUGAUGCCCGGUGUGCGUGCCGUCCGCGCACCGAUAAUCUGGGCAUUUUGGGUAUCACGAAUUAAAGUUUUCCAGCCUUGCAGACCUCAAGACGACGAUGUUCUAACAAAGCUCGACCACCGGAACACUGAAGUCUUCGACUACUCAUUAAUGAGACUAUGCUUCACACCAGGUGUUAUACCUGUCAUCACGAUGUCAGCACCUAUAAUUUUACUCGCUAUAUCUAUUUUGUCAGUAGUCAUCGCUUUUGGGAUUUAUUUUGGCUUUACUUGGACUAAGAAUCUUGAUUCUGAUGCUGGUUUACACGAUAGCCGGAACGUCUUCAUUUUAUAUAUUGUUGGCCUUGGGCUGUGCACUUUGGUCUACUUGGGUUCGCAGCUAAUUCAGAACGAAAGUCUGGGGGAUGAGUACCAGACCGUUGGGAAAUAUUCACGGCAGUAUAUGGAGAAUCACCCAGAAAGAGAUUGGCGGCGUCCAGAACCAGUUAUUGUACCAGCGGCACCACCAGUUUGA